Messenger RNA from Umbelopsis ramanniana AG, 468 nucleotides. RefSeq lists its product as uncharacterized. Gene Ontology annotation, biological process: Mo-molybdopterin cofactor biosynthetic process. The coding region runs from base 80 to 352 and encodes 90 amino acids. NCBI's taxonomy places the organism in Eukaryota, Fungi, Mucoromycota, Umbelopsidomycetes, Umbelopsidales, Umbelopsidaceae. The transcript is spliced from 2 exons. The record is from RefSeq and is a predicted model, not a curated record.
GCGUUUCCAAAUUUGGGACUGAAUUUGCACCAAUUCCCUUCUCCCUUUUGCAGCGGCCAAGCCAGACAUAACGAAAGACAUGCAAGAAAACGGUACCUCCAAGGUUACCGUGCUCUAUUUCGCUGCUGCUCGGGAUAUCACUGGAAUUGCUUCUGAGACAUUCAGCGUACCCCAUUCUCUAGGAGAUCUAACCAGCAUUCUCACCACCAAAUACGGCGAAGAGCUUCGAAAAAUACUCGAUCACUCUCUUUAUGCUGUUAACAUGGAUUAUGUGGAAAAAGAUUUAGAGACAAACACGGUAUUAAAAGAUAGGGAUGAGGUUGCUAUCAUCCCGCCUGUCAGCGGAGGUUGACCGUACCUUUCCAAGCUGCUGCAUCAUGUAAAUUGAAUUAUAAACCAUUAAUGGGGAAAGACUGAGUGUAUUGUGCAAGAUAAUAAAAAAACGGGAAAAAACAAAGUAAAAAAUCU